AUGGCUACUGGCCACCGCCUCCUGCUGGAGAACGCGCGGCAAGUGGUGCUGGUGUGCGCCCGGGGCGAGCGCUUCCUGACCGGGCCCGCGCUGCGCAGCCUGGCCGUGCUGGAGGGUGCCAGCCUGGUGGUGGGCUCGGAUGGGCUUAUAAAAGCUAUUGGCCCUGCGGACGUUAUCCAGAGACAGUUUUCCGGAGAAACUUUUGAAGAAAGAAUUGACUGCUCUGGGAAAUGCAUCUUACCAGGACUGGUGGACGCGCACACACAUCCUGUGUGGGCUGGCGAAAGGGUCCAUGAGUUUGCCAUGAAGUUGGCAGGAGCCACUUACAUGGACAUUCACCAGGCCGGAGGAGGGAUCAACUUCACGGUGGAGCACACUCGCCAGGCCUCGGAGGAGGAACUCUUCUGCUCCUUCCGGCAGCGGCUGCAGUGCAUGAUGAGGGCCGGCACCACGCUGGUGGAGUGCAAGAGCGGAUACGGCCUCAACCUGGAGACGGAGCUCAAGAUGCUGCGCGUAAUCGAGCGCGCCCGGCGGGAGCUGCCCCUGGACCUCUCUGCCACUUACUGCGGGGCUCACUCAGUCCUCAAAGGGAAAACUGUCAUUGAGGCCACUGAUGACAUCAUCAAUAACCACCUGCCAAGGCUGAGGGAACUCAGCAGAAACGGGGACCUACACAUUGACAACAUAGACGUGUUCUGUGAGAAGGGUGUCUUUGAUCUGGAUACCACCCGAAGGAUUCUUGAGGGUGGAAAAAAGAUGGGGUUACAGAUCAACUUCCACGGGGAUGAACUCCACCCGAUGAAGGCCGCGGAGCUUGGGGCUGAACUGGGAGCACAGGCGAUCAGUCAUCUGGAGGAAGUAAGUGACGAAGGCAUCGCUGCCAUGGCUGCCGCUAAGUGUUCCGCUGUCCUUCUACCUACCACGGCCUACAUGCUGAGGUUGAAGCAGCCUAGAGCCAGGAAGAUGCUCGAGGAGAGAGUCAUAGUUGCCCUGGGCAGUGAUUUCAACCCCAAUGCCUACUGCUUUUCAAUGCCGAUGGUCAUGCACCUGGCCUGUGUGAACAUGAGAAUGUCCAUGCCCGAGGCCUUGGCCGCUGCCACCAUCAACGCAGCUUACGCGCUGGGGAAGUCUCACACACACGGAUCUUUGGAAGUUGGCAAGCAGGGGGAUGUCGUCAUCAUCAAUGCCUCCAGAUGGGAACAUUUGAUUUACCAGUUCGGAGGCCAUCACGAAUUAAUUGACUAUGUUAUAGCUAAAGGAAAAGUCAUCUACAAAAAGUGACAGAGCUAGACCAAUGAGAUAGCUCAGUGGGUAAAGUCUCCUGUCACCAAGGCUGCUGACCGGAGUUCAAUCCCUGGGACUCACAUGGUGGGAGGAGAGAACUCCUAAGAGUUACUCUCUGACCUCCAGAAGCUCACUGUGAUGUGUACCCGACUCCUCCGCUCCCCGCGACGCUGCCACGUAAAUAAAUGUAGUAAUAUAAGAAUGUAUUCUAAUAAUGAUAGGUCUGGAAGGAAAGAGAAGACGCUUUCUCUGUAUCAAUUAAAUCUACAUAAGUUACAGCACUUCCGUAGUUUGCCAGAACCACGUCAUUUCAACCUAAUCGUAUGUCACACCCUACUGUUAGCUUGAAAACUCAAGGGAUUAGCUUAUUUGACUUGAAUGUGUGUGCCUGGAUGUGUAAACAGGCAAACCUAUUGGGAUACAAUGUAGAGUCGUUUCUCAAAGGCUGGCUACAGAUAUUCUGGGGUGGGUAUGAUGAGAUAGCUCUGCUCCUCUGUGGAGAAACACACUUGUCCUGAGAGUUUCGUUUUGUUUUUGAAAGUGAUCUGCCCCGAUGAGGCCAACGGGACCAUUUCCUCAGAAACAAACAGAAUCUUCUCUCCCCACAGUUUGUCUUUUGAGAUGCUUUCUAGUCUGGGGCAGAAAGUGGCCUUCCAUUUUUAACAUCUUGUCAGCCUUUGGAAUGAAGCUUCAUCACAGAGUUGAAUACUUGAUAUCUUGCACAGACAUGAAAAAUCUCCUAUAUGAAUGCAUUUUUAUUAACACCGACGAAGUAGCUUUAAAAAAAAUCUUCCUGCUAAAGCCUUUUCAUAUCACAAAGCUAUGGAAAGGGUUUUAUUGUAUAAAUAUUGCCACCAUUGCUCCUGCAGCCCCGGAAGUAGUACAGCAGUGUUGUCUACAGCGUGUUUGGAUUUCAAAGAACAAAUCACAAAAUCAUUUGCAGAGGGAAUGAUUAGUUGUAUAAACUGGUAUCUCUCACGCCACAUCGGCUUACUUGGAAACCUGUAAAACUGUUUCUGUGAUCUUUGUGAUCGUAGCAUUAUCGAACACUGUCCAAUUUACAAAGUAGUGAUUUCACAAAUAAACAUUAGUUGCCAAACCAUCGUCAAA
Messenger RNA from Microtus oregoni (creeping vole), 2394 nucleotides. RefSeq names its product amidohydrolase domain containing 1 (gene Amdhd1). The record is from RefSeq and is a predicted model, not a curated record. Gene Ontology annotation, cellular component: cytoplasm. Gene Ontology annotation, molecular function: imidazolonepropionase activity. The transcript is spliced from 9 exons. Lineage: Eukaryota; Metazoa; Chordata; Mammalia; Rodentia; Cricetidae. Bases 1 to 1281 code for a protein of 426 amino acids.